Molecule: messenger RNA, 1896 nt
Organism: Daldinia vernicosa
Lineage: Eukaryota; Fungi; Ascomycota; Sordariomycetes; Xylariales; Hypoxylaceae
Exons: 2
Coding region: 295-1599 (434 amino acids)
Source: RefSeq, a predicted model, not a curated record
GCGCAGACCACUAAACGCGACCGACUUCACGGUAAACAGAUUCCUAAUAUUCCCAAUAUUCCCAAUAACUUUGCCCAAACAAACACUAGUACAUUUUCUCGUGUCAUCACAGGAAUCUAAUAGAACAAUGUAACCACUUUUUGACGGAACCGUAUAGGGACUAAAUCUUCCGUUAUCUGUUGUGUUGAUAUUCGGAGUACGUACUCUAGUAACUGAACCCUUCUAUGCAACCAGUGCUUGAGGCAUCAAACAGUUUAAGGACAUCAAACUACUUGGUAUCAUAGCUUGGCCAACAUGCCCGACCUUAAUUCAGUCCCACCUUCUCCCCACGUCCUUGCGGCUUCUCGAAAUUCCUCUUCCAAUCAUAAUGGGCAAUCACAUAUCCCGGCACCUCCAGCUCCCAUGUCCCCUUCUCUAAACAUUUUACCUUCGAAUCAACAGACUGUCAACCGGACAUCCUCAAUUUCUCUCCCGUCACCACCGCUACCGGGAACUCAUACCAUGUCUGCUCCGCAUUCCGCUCCCGGACGAGACGACACUGGUGUCGGUGCUGGUCCUGGUCCUUUGCGACACCCGCGACCUUUAACGGCUGCUGAGCUGCAUUCACAGCUAGAACAGGAGCAAGAACUUUUAGUAAACCGUUUGAGCCGCGAUUUGAUCAUGCUGCGCGCUGCACAGAACUCGUCUGUAGCCUCAAAUGCUUCGUCUACAAGCGCGUCGACCUCUGCCGAUCAGACCCACCCCUCUUCCUUCACCGAUACUCACCUCCUAUCCGGUCCGGGAUUCCCUCUCCCAACGACAAGCGCAGACCGUCGACAUCAUCGGACCAACUCAAGUGCUAGUACACGCAGUCUAAACCAGUCUGCUACUACCCAAGGCUCGAUGCCUGCCCCGAUACCAAUCCCGCAACCUCACUCCGGGAGCGCUGCUUCGGUAUUAGAAGCGGCACGAAACCCUCGAGCGGCACCGGGAAUGAGUAGACAGAACAGCACUGCUUCUCAGAGAAGCCAAAGCCGAAACCACUCACCCCACCCGUAUCAUGUUAGCACUAGUCUGGGUUCUUCAUAUACCCAGUCAUAUGGCGUCCCAUAUGAUUAUGGAUCCGGUUACUUCCCUCGGGGCUACACGUCUUCUAACACGAGCGUGCCAGCUACUCCCGGCUCGGAGCUCUCGCCGGGACUCUUGCCGGCCACCCUACGCUACGAGGAGACAGCUCACUAUCGACAGGAGUUAGAGUCGGCUAAGCGUGAGAAUGAGAAUCUCAAAAGGCGAGUUAAGGAGUUAGAACGGGCUCUACGGGAUCGCCGACAGAGCGAUGCCAGUCGCGCUGGCGGCGGAAGGGACCGAAGCGAGAGCGCCAGCACUACAGCCAGCGUCAGCGUUAGCGGCGCGACCGGAAUUGGAGGUGUCAUCGGGGGUGGUACCACCAUAGCUGGAGACCGGCGAGGAGAGCGUAGAGCUAUAGAGCGGGGUAUGAGUAAUUUGAGUAUUUCUGGGAGCAUCGGAGCUGGUGUCCCUGAAGAUGAGGUGAAGGUAGGCGAGAGUGCUGCAAGUGCCGGUUUACCAGUAGCAGGAGAGCAGACUCGGGACGCAAAGUAGGAUGUUUAUUUAAACAUCAGUCCCUAGGCGGGUAGAGUGCAAUUUGUGCAAUAUUACCGAAAAGAAUUAUGAUUAAUAGGGUACGUUAUAAGGAGAGUAGGUGGACUAGCUGAUGUGUGAAUGACUGAAUGAAGUCCAAUUUGUUAUUGUCUUUCAAUAUUGUCUUAACUAAUCUUUUCCCCUGUUGAUUUAGACAAUUGCACUAACUGAACGGGCUCUACCCGAAUGUCUCGGUUGUCGGGCUAGCUGCAUUUACUUACUAUGGUAUGCUGUAAAGGUGUCUAAGACAUGCUAAAC